UAUCACUCGUGCAAUAAAAUAUUCUACGGAUUAGGAAAAUGUCCUACGAGAAAGAACAAGCUAGACUGUUACAGUUGAUGAACGAAAUUGAUCCAUACGUUACCGAAUACGAUGACUCUGAAGAUGACGACGAAAUAGACAACAUUAAAAUAUUUGACGAAGACACGGCUUCAGAACAAGAUCUCUCAGAUGCUGAGGAAGAUCCUGUUACUUUCAAUGAACCUUAUUUCCUUGGAAAAGACGGUACAACGAAGUGGAACAAACAUUUUCCCACAAGAAACGUGAGAACCCGUUCAGAAAACAUAAUCACUCAUUUACCAGGAGUAAAAGGCGAAGCCAAAAAGCUAAAAAUGGACAUCGAUUAAUUACAUUUGUAACUUUUGUGCCAUAUUUUCUAUAGUUUAGUAAUUUUUAUUUUUAUGUUUUUUCUUUGAUAAAGUAUACUUAUCAUAUUAUUACUUAAGAA
Anoplophora glabripennis (Asian longhorned beetle) is the source of this 466-nucleotide messenger RNA. RefSeq lists its product as uncharacterized. The transcript has 2 exons. NCBI's taxonomy places the organism in Eukaryota, Metazoa, Arthropoda, Insecta, Coleoptera, Cerambycidae. Bases 39 to 365 code for a protein of 108 amino acids. The record is from RefSeq and is a predicted model, not a curated record.